GUUUACAUCGAUACCGAUGGUUUAGAAUUAAUGGACUUGUUUCGUGAUCUUUUUCCUAUUUUGCUGCAUGACAUUUUACAAUUUGACUCGUCAGAAUUGACCGAGUACAGGAGCAAAAACUUUCCAUAUAGACCAACUGAGGAAAACCCUAAAAAGUUUGUGAAACGAUUACUUUAUCGGAGCAGCGGGGCUUUGUUAGCAACAAAAUGGCGACGUCAAUAACAGCGGAGGAAGCGCGUCACGUUGCUUCCUUGCCGAAAGAAAGAGGCAAGCCAUUGCUGUCAUCCUAUCUUCACUGGGAACCUUAUAGUGACUCCAGUAUGACCAGAGAAUCCAUCCAUUUGGAUUUCCUCUACGACAGCAUCAUGUUUGCUUCUGAAAAGGGGUUCCCAUGGGGUCAGGUGUCCCAGGUCAUGUCAACAGCAGAAGAGUUACUUACUGGUACAAAAGGGAAGACUUUGGUGGAAGCUGUGAAACUGUAUCAAGAACAAUCCAUACACUUGAUUGAAAGGCUUGGAGAGAGGAAUUUUCAGAUUUACACCGAGUUUGUGUUUUCCACAUUUAUGACCCACUUCAAACUGUUUCAAUUUGUGUUCAACGUAAACCGUGAAGAGUUGAUUCCAAAAGUCUCCAGGACAGUUGCUUGUCCGCCAAGCCCUGUGGCCCUCAGGGAGGCCAAACUUGACUAUAUAUGGGAAUAUGAGCAGGAAUAUAACAGUAUCGAAUCUAAAGAAAAGGAGAAGUGUGAGAAAUGGACCAAAGAACAGAAGAAAGUGGCAAAACAGUCUGCACAGUCAUUGGCCUCAGUUAGGGAAAAACUUCAAACUGUGGAGUCGCCACUCACAAAAGAGUCUGUCGCUGAAAUCAUCAAGGACAUUCUCGGAACUUCAGCCUUAGCAACAACCGAGAGGAUAAAGACCUCAAUUUCACAGACGAUGGAAGACCUUGAGUUAAAGUUGGAGAGAACACUUAUUCCUCGCCCCCAGGCUAUGGGGCCUCCUCCCAGGUUCAACCAAAGUGCGCUACCUCAACUGCCAGAAGCUAUCCGCCCUGCUCCUGUUACAUGCACAAAGGCACCCAAGCCAGAGAAAGGAAGACCGAAAUCGAGGGAAUCUACGCGUUCAAAUAAGUCAACGAAAUCUGGACAAUCUUGAUCGUUC
This is a messenger RNA of Liolophura sinensis, 1160 nucleotides long. RefSeq lists its product as uncharacterized. The record is from RefSeq and is a predicted model, not a curated record. Bases 207 to 1154 code for a protein of 315 amino acids. NCBI's taxonomy places the organism in Eukaryota, Metazoa, Mollusca, Polyplacophora, Chitonida, Chitonidae. The transcript has 5 exons.